Messenger RNA from Esox lucius (northern pike), 2993 nucleotides. It is a transcript of the gene capn1, whose product is annotated as calpain 1. Gene Ontology annotation, cellular component: cytoplasm. The transcript has 22 exons. NCBI's taxonomy places the organism in Eukaryota, Metazoa, Chordata, Actinopteri, Esociformes, Esocidae. Bases 215 to 2329 code for a protein of 704 amino acids. The record is from RefSeq and is a predicted model, not a curated record. Gene Ontology annotation, biological process: proteolysis. Gene Ontology annotation, molecular function: calcium-dependent cysteine-type endopeptidase activity; calcium ion binding.
AUAGUUACAUUUUUGCAUGCAUCUGUUUUUAAUCUGCUGUAGUUGCCCCCAGAGGAGUCCACGAGCGGAUGUAGUUUUGAAACAGUGUUGGCUCUCAGUGAUUGGACAACGCACAGAAAAGGCCACUCUGAUUGGCUGUCUGGAUAUACAGUGAGCCGGUGACCUCUGAUCCCCCCCCACCCCCACAGCCAACCACAACUACGGCGAGGCGAGAAUGGAGCCCGUGUAUGCGUCCGGGAUGGCCGCCAGGCUGCGGAGCCAGUGGGACCGGAACGAGGGUCUGGGCCAGAACCACAAAGCAGUCAAGUAUCUGGGGCAGGACUACGACUACCUGAAGGCCCAGUGCCUCCAGAGCCGGACCCUGUUCGAGGACAACCUGUUUCCUUGUGCCACCUCCUCUCUGGGUUUCAAUGAGCUGGGACCGCGCUCCUCCAAGACCCAAGGAGUACGCUGGAUGAGGCCCACGGAGAUCUGUUCCCGUCCCCAGUUCAUAGUGGACGGAGCCACUCGUACAGACAUCUGCCAGGGAGCUCUAGGUGAUUGCUGGCUACUGGCGGCCAUAGCAUCAUUGACUCUGAAUGACAACCUUCUCUACAGAGUGGUGCCUCAGGGACAAGACUUUGGAGGACAGUAUGCUGGAAUCUUCCACUUCCAGUUCUGGCAGUUCGGAGAGUGGGUGGACGUGGUGAUUGACGACAGGCUGCCGACAAAGGAUAAAAAGCUGCUGUUCGUCCACUCGGCAGAGGGAGGAGAGUUCUGGAGCGCCCUGCUGGAGAAGGCCUACGCCAAGCUGAAUGGCUGUUAUGAGGCUCUGUCGGGAGGCAGCACAUCGGAGGGCUUUGAGGACUUCACCGGAGGGGUGACGGAGGCGUACGACCUGAAGAAGGCGCCCUCUGACCUCCACUGCAUCAUGGGCCGGGCCGUGGAGAGAGGAUCCCUGCUGGGCUGCUCAAUAGACAUCACUGGGAAUAAUGACAGGGAGGCGGUAACCUUUAAGAAGCUGGUCAAAGGGCACGCCUAUUCUGUCACCGGUGUCGACGAGGUGUCAUACAGGGGGAGGAUGACUAAACUGGUCCGCAUCCGCAACCCAUGGGGAGAGGUGGAGUGGACGGGAGCCUGGAGCGACAACGGCCGAGAGUGGGAGGGUGUAGAGCCUUCGGUCAGGAGUCGCCUCCAGAAGUGCGGCGAGGAUGGAGAGUUCUGGAUGUCCUUCAGUGACUUCCUCCUUGAGUACUCACGUCUGGAAAUCUGCAACCUGACGGCCGACGCCCUGGAGGCCACUCAGCAGAAGAAGUGGAGCUCCGCCGUCUACCAGGGAGAGUGGAGGAGCGGCAGCACAGCCGGGGGUUGCCGGAACUUUCCUGCCACCUUCUGGAUCAACCCACAAUUCAAGGUGGCUCUGCAGCAUCCCGACUCGGCUGGAACCUCAGACUGCACCUUCCUGGUGGCGCUGAUGCAGAAGGACCGGCGAAAAAAACGCAAGGAGGGCCAGGACAUGGAGACUAUCGGAUUCGCCAUCUACGAGGUUCCUAAAGAGUUUGUGGGUACAACAGGUGUCCACCUGAAGAGAGAUUUCUUCCUGACUCACGGUUCCACAGCCCGCUCUGAGCUCUUCAUCAACCUGAGAGAGGUGAGCUCCCGCUUCAAGCUGCCCCCGGGCGAGUACAUCAUCGUCCCCUCCACCUUCGAGCCCCAGAAGGAGGGAGACUUUGUGCUCAGGGUCUUCUCUGAGAAACCAGCCAACUCUGAGGAGCUGGAUGACGAGGUCUCAGCGAAACUUCCUGCAGAGACCCAGCUGGACGAGAGCCAGAUCGACGCCGGCUUCAAGAGUCUGUUCAGACAACUGGCUGGAGCGGACAUGGAGAUCAGUGCCACAGAGCUGCAGACCAUCCUAAACAGAAUCAUGAAUAAGCACAAAGAUCUGAAGACGGAUGGAUUUGGACCCGAGUCCUGUCGCACUAUGAUCAGCCUAAUGGAUACUGAUGGUAGUGGGAAGCUGGGCCUGACUGAGUUCCAUGUGUUGUGGGAGAAGAUCAAACGUUACCUGACUAUAUUUCGUCAGUUUGACAUAGACAAGUCAGGAACCAUGAGUUCCUAUGAGAUGAGGAUGGCGCUGGAAGCAGCAGGGUUCAAGCUGACCAAUCACCUGUUCCAGCUAAUUAUUCUGCGCUACACUGAGGCUGACCUAUCGGUUGACUUUGACAACUUUGUUAACUGCCUGAUCAGGCUGGAGACCAUGUUCAAGACCUUCAAGGCGUUCGACACAGACUCUGAUGGAAUCAUACAACUCAACUUCUUCCAGUGGAUCUCCUUGACCAUGUUUGCCUAGAGACGAUGAACCCGCUGAUGUUACUGCACCAGGCGGCACUAAUGGCAUUUCAGAAGUGCCUUUCCCUGGCCAUUCCUCUUCGUAAGGCAGGGGUCCAUGAUUUUAAAAACUGUGGUAAUGUUAACAUUUAGUUUGGGGAUCAUCGUGUGCCAAAGCAUUAUCUGCUACUUGUCUUGGAAACAGGAGACAACUCCACUCACGGGGCCAUUGCAUACUGUAGAUGUCACCGCUGAGGGAUUUUGAUACUGCCACAUGUUGGAUAGGGGGCCCUGCCUAAACUGUUUGUUUACAUUUUAAACCAAGUUUCACUAUUGCCUCGUCGUAUUUUCAAUAUGGCGCCUUUCUCUUAGAAGCCAUUUUGGUAAGUGUGCAAUGUGGGUGGUCUUUAGUCUGAGCUUGUGUUACUUUGUUUUAAAGGAUAAGUGGAUUUUAUUUUCAGGAAAAGGCAAUACUUUUCAGUGGAUGAAAUAUGCAAAUAUAAUGCUGCAUACUUUAGCUUGACAUCCUCAUUUUUAAUGGAUGCCACACAGACUUCAAGGAUAUCCCACCUGCAUUUUAUCUGUACUUUUUUUAGUGGGGAAUUUCUUUAUAUUUUGAUAUUCGGGGUACGGGUUACACAGGGUUUGACUGGAGUAGCAAUCCUGAGUCUGAUCACAUACAUGUC